AUGAAAUACUCCCAGUUAAUUUCAUUUUUUAUUAAAUUAUUUAAUUAUACACGUUAUAAUUUGGUAAUAAAAGAAGAUAUUGCACAAAUAUCAGGAGACUGGAUGAAAGAAUUUUGUGAUCAAAAUAUUCGAAUAAUUCGAUCAGUAGAUCAACAAGAUGACAGAAAUUUAUCGACAAUUUUAAUUGAACUAUUAAACGAAUAUAAACAAGAUGAAAAGUUGACAAUUAUUUCAUUGAAAAAUUUAAUAGCACAAGUUUCAACUGGUGAAGGAAAAUCUUUAAUUAUUGCCACAAUUAUGAUAAUUAAAUGUGUACUUAGCGAAAAAGAGCAUUUUUAUGGGAAACGAAUUUUAGAUGAUCAAUAUGAAAAUGGACGAAAAACUAUUCUUGUUGAUGAAGUUGAUUCAAUGUUAUUAGAUAAAGAAAACUGUGUUUUAUAUUUGGCACAUCAGCCAUCAAAUUUAGAUUCACUAGAAUCUGUUUAUGUUUUUAUUUGGCAAAUGAUUGUAUUGAAUAUAUAUAAAUUAACAAAAAAUCGUGUAAUAAUUGAAGAAUUUUGGAAUAAAUUAAAUGAAAAUAAUAACAUUGAUGAAUCAGGUAAAAUUUUAUUAUCUGAAAAUAUUAAAUUUGAAAAUGAAAAUUUAAAUGAAUUUUUUUUAAAAUCGAUAGAAUAUUUAUUUGAUAAAAUUAUUAAUCAUGAAAAACAAAAAAUUCAAAUAUCAAAUUAUUUAAAAUCAUUUGUUGAACAACAUUUAACUAUAUGGAUUCAAAGUGGAAUAAAAGUAUUUCAAAUGGAAGAAGGUCGAAAUUAUAUUAUUAAUGUUAAUAAAACUUUAACUUAA
This is a messenger RNA of Didymodactylos carnosus, 843 nucleotides long. Lineage: Eukaryota; Metazoa; Rotifera; Eurotatoria; Philodinida; Philodinidae. The record is from the annotation of a GenBank genome assembly.